GGUCUGCCCUUUCUCCCCUGGGCAAGGACGCUAUCUGACUGGAGCCGUGUCCAUUGCCUCCGUCGGCUAUUCCUAGGACCCUGCAUGUUGUCUUUCACCGCGUGCAAUUACUUAUACAUUGUGUUUGUGUACGUGUGUCAGGGGAAGCUGAUGGAGAAUCGUGCUCUGGACCCAGGGACUCGGGACUCCUAUGGUGCCACCAGCCACCUCCCCAACAAGGGGGCCCUGGCAAAAGCCAAGAACAACUUCAAAGACCUGAUGUCCAAGCUGACAGAGGGCCAGUAUGUGCUGUGCCGCUGGACCGAUGGGCUGUAUUACCUCGGGAAGAUCAAGAGGGUCAGCAGUUCUAAGCAGAGCUGCCUUGUGACUUUUGAAGAUAAUUCCAAAUACUGGGUCCUGUGGAAGGACAUACAGCAUGCUGGCGUUCCAGGGGAGGAGCCCAAGUGCAACAUCUGUCUGGGGAAGACAUCAGGGCCACUGAAUGAGAUCCUCAUCUGUGGGAAGUGUGGCCUGGGGUACCACCAGCAGUGCCACAUCCCUAGAGCGGGCAGUGCGGACCGGCCCCUGCUCACACCUUGGUUCUGCCGACGCUGCAUCUUCGCGCUGGCCGUGCGGAAAGGUGGCGCGCUGAAGAAGGGCGCCAUCGCCAGGACGCUGCAGGCCGUGAAGAUGGUGCUGUCCUACCAGCCCGAGGAGCUCGAGUGGGACUCGCCCCACCGUACCAACCAGCAGCAGUGCUACUGCUACUGCGGCGGGCCGGGAGAGUGGUACCUGAGGAUGCUGCAGUGCUACCGGUGCCGGCAGUGGUUCCACGAGGCCUGCACCCAAUGCCUUAAUGAGCCCAUGAUGUUCGGAGACCGGUUCUACCUGUUCUUCUGCUCCGUGUGUAACCAGGGCCCGGAGUACAUCGAGCGGCUGCCCCUUCGAUGGGUGGAUGUGGUUCACCUGGCCCUCUACAACCUGGGGGUGCAGAGCAAGAAGAAGUACUUUGACUUUGAGGAGAUUCUGGCCUUUGUCAACCACCACUGGGAGCUCCUGCAGCUUGGCAAGCUCACCAGCACCCCCGUGACGGACCGGGGACCACAUCUCCUCAACGCGCUGAACAGUUACAAAAGCCGGUUCCUCUGCGGCAAGGAGAUCAAGAAGAAGAAGUGCAUCUUCCGUUUGCGCAUCCGCGUCCCCCCCAACCCGCCAGGGAAGCUGCUGCCCGACAAGGGCCUGGUGCCCACUGAGAGCGGCGCCUCCUCUGAGCUGCGGAAGAGAGGAAAGAGCAAGCCUGGUUUGUUGCCUCACGAAUUCCAGCAGCAGAAAAGGCGAGUUUAUAGAAGAAAAAGAUCAAAGUUUUUGCUGGAAGAUGCUAUUCCCAGUAGCGACUUUACCUCAGCCUGGAGCACCAACCACCACCUGGCCAGCAUAUUCGACUUCUCGCUGGAUGAGAUUCAGAGUUUGAGAAGUGCCAGCUCAGGCCAGACCUUCUUCUCAGAUGUGGACUCCACUGACGCUGCCAGCACCUCUGGCUCGGCCUCCACCAGCCUCUCCUACGACUCCAGACGGACGGUGGGCAGCCGCAAGAGGAAGCUGGCAGCCAAGGCGUACCUGCCACUGCGGGCAAAGCGGAGAGCAGCCGAGCUGGGUGGACGCUGCCCCUCAGACAGCAGUGCCGAGGGGGCUUCGGGCCCCGAGCGGCCGGACGAAGGCAUCGACAGCCACACCUUCGAGAGCAUCAGCGAGGACGACUCAUCCUUGUCCCACCUCAAGUCGUCCAUCACCAACUACUUUGGCGCGGCAGGGCGGCUGGCCUGCGGGGAGAAGUACCAGGUGUUGGCCAGGAGGGUCACGCCCGAGGGCAAGGUUCAGUACCUGGUGGAGUGGGAAGGGACCACCCCGUACUGACUCGCUCCAGGAGAUGCCAGGAGCCCCGAAACCAACGGAGAGAGCGCUCUCUCCAGGCUGGGGUUGGGGAGGAAAGCAAGACACCGCCAAGUGCCUGGCGAAAGGCCCCUCGCGCCUGCCUGCCAGGCCGAGGCCCGCGCCGCUCUGUGUG
This is a messenger RNA of Ailuropoda melanoleuca (giant panda), 2044 nucleotides long. RefSeq names its product PHD finger protein 19 (gene PHF19). The record is from RefSeq and is a predicted model, not a curated record. Gene Ontology annotation, cellular component: nucleus. Gene Ontology annotation, biological process: negative regulation of gene expression, epigenetic. Gene Ontology annotation, molecular function: DNA binding; chromatin binding. Lineage: Eukaryota; Metazoa; Chordata; Mammalia; Carnivora; Ursidae.